Molecule: messenger RNA, 4536 nt
Organism: Procambarus clarkii (red swamp crayfish)
Lineage: Eukaryota; Metazoa; Arthropoda; Malacostraca; Decapoda; Cambaridae
Product: interaptin
Cellular component (GO): nucleolus
Molecular function (GO): telomerase inhibitor activity; nucleic acid binding
Source: RefSeq, a predicted model, not a curated record
UAUAGUUAUUGCGGCGGGGCGAGGGAGCCGUACACGCGGUGGUGGUGAGGCCUGCUGCUGCUCCAGCUGCUGCUCCUGCUGCUGCUGGCUGCUGCCACCCCUCUACCUGCUGCUCCUGCUGCUGGUUGCUGGGAGUCUCUACCAUCAUGUCUAUGCUGGCUGAACCACGCAGGAAGCAGAGGUGGUCCCUCAACCCCAGGGGAUCACUCUGGGCCAACGAUGACCAAAAGUUUGGUCAGAAGUUGAUGGAGAAGAUGGGCUGGUCAAAAGGCAAAGGUCUGGGACGAGAAGAGCAAGGGCAUACAGAGCACAUUUCUGUCAGGUGUAAAGACGACAACAAAGGUCUUGGGUACAAGGGGAAAGAUGAUGAGUGGAUUAAACACUACGAAGGCUUCGAAAAUGUCUUGGCCAUGCUCAAUAGCGAGCAUAACAGUGCUGCUAAUUCCAAGACUAACUCGGCUAGCAACAGUUCUGCCGUCAGUGAUGAAGAAACGGAAGAGAAGGAUGUGAAAUCCUUGGAAGCUCGAUCAAAAGUUUCUCGAGCUAGAGUUCACUACCACAAGUUUACGAGAGGUAAAGACCUAAGUCGCUACAAUGACGAUGACAUUGCCUGCAUUCUGGGCUCUAAGAGGGCAAAAAUAGCCAAAGCAAAGUCUAUUGAAGAAUCCACUUCCAUCGUUGAUGAGAUUGGGCAUGUAGAUAAACUUAAUGGUGUUACUACCAUUAAGGGUUGCAGUGUCCAGGAUUACUUUGCAAAGAAAAUGGCUGCACUAAAAAGAAAAACAGUUGCAAAUACCUCAGCCAUGGAGACAAACACUUGUACAGAGGAGAAAGAGGAUUUUGAAGCAAGAGCUGAAGAUGGAUUUGAUCUGCAUACUGAGAAUGAAGAAGUCAAUCCUAAUAGUUCUGUAAAUUACAUUGAAAGAAAUGCAGAAGAUACAGAAAGUAAAAUAGGAAGAGGAACUCUGGAAGUAGAAGAAAAUAAAGAAAAUCCAAAAAAGAAGAAGAAGAGAAAGAAGGAACGAGAGGGCCUGGAGCAGUGUGUUGUAGGUACUGAAGAGACAUUUGGAAAGAAUAAGGAAUUACAGGAAAGUAUAGAAGGUGAAAAGAGGAAAAGAAAAAAGAAAAAGAAAGGCAAAGGUGAGAAUAAUGAGAGCUGUGAGAGUUUGGAUUCUCCCGCAGAAGUUAAUACAGAAAAGAAAAGCAAAAAGAAAAAGAAAAUUUUAAUUGAAGAUGAACUUGAUGCUGAGUAUUCAAAAUUAGUAGAAAUGAAAGAAAUCUGUGAAUCACACUUGAAGAAGAAAAAGAAAAAGAAGAGAGAUCCAACAUUAGGAGAUAAUAUUCAUACACUUAAUGAAGAAGAAUCUGUUUUAGAAUUUGUAGAACAGUCUAGUCAUCCAGAUAAAGUCAAGAAAAAGAGGAAAAGGGAGUCUAGUGAAUGUGCCAAUAAGGACAGCAUGGACCCAGAUGGAAAACCAAAGAAUAGAAAUAAAAAAACACAAGGUAGUCUCUUGCAGGAUAAAGUCAACAGUGAAAUGUGUCAUGAAGAUAUUGACAACCAGCAUUCAGAUAAUCCAAAGAAAAAGAAGAAAAAGAACAGGAAACAGACAAAUGAAGAAGGAGAUUAUUUUGCACAGAAAAUGGCAGCUUCAAAGAAUAAAGUGUUGCCAGAACUGCCAGCUGAAGAAAAUGUGGAAGAGAACAAGCCAGUGGUGAGAAAGACACUAGGAAUUAAUGUUUGUAUUAAUAGUUCAAAUGAGGAAGAGGAAACACACAACAGGGAUCAUAAAACAUUCAGAACUAAAAAAGGAAGUAAAAGAAAACACGAGUCAUCCUUAGAAGAUAAAGUGGAGGUAGAAGAAUGUUGCCAAAAGAAACAAAGACAAGAAUUAAGUAGUGAAAAAGAAAGCCUGUCACCUAAAUUGAAGUAUAAGAAAAUCAAUAAUUCUUUUGAUAGAGGAAAUGUUGAAGAUGUAAGUAUGAUUAGAAACAACACUAUUACGCAUGAAGAUGAGUGUUAUAUAAAACAUGGAAAAAAGAAAAAAAAAUAUAAGAAUUACACAGAUGAAGUUGUUUCACAGGAAAGUGAUAUAGAAGAAACUGUGGCAGGUAACAAAAAGAAAAGAAAGAAAGCAAAAUUGUUAGAGAAUGAAGGUUGUCAGUUUCCAGAGAGGGACAAUAUUGAACAAUUGGAAAAGUCUGUUAAAAAAAGGAAAAAGAAAUUAAGUUGCAGAGACCAAAGUGAGAAACAGGAAAUAAAUCAAACAAGCAUAUUUAUAAGCGAUGCAGCUAAUGCAGAAAGUCAUGGAAGGAAAAAGAAGAAAAAGAGAGAGAAUAUACCUGAACAAAGUGAAGGUAACAUAGAAGUAACAAAUUACAAAGAUGGGAAUAUACCAAAUGAUUUACACCAGAUACAAAUAAAUGACAAAGAAAAAGGAAAAAUAAAUAACAAGGAAGAACAGGAUAAGGAAAAGAAAGAGCAAGUAAGUUUGGAAGAUGUAGAAACAGAGCCUAAGAAGCAGAAUGAAAAUUCACACUUACUUUGUAAUCAGUUUACAGCUAAUUUUAACGACAAGAAAAAUAAAAUUUGGCUAGAUCUUGAUGUUAUAAAAUUUUCAGAAUCUAGCAUUUACCCAGAGGCCCGUGAAUCGCUAGAAAUUCGUAGUAAACGUAGAAGCAAAAAUAAUCUUGAAAUAAUGAAUAAAGUUAUUGGUAUACAUAAACUCUUUAGGAAAAAUCCGGAUAGAUUUGUAGAAGAUUUAGGUCCUGGUAUUGAUGAAAAUAGACUUAGUGAUAGUAGUAGUAUCAUGAACUCUAAAACAAAAACUACACGACUGGAUUUGGUAGAUAGAGAGAGAACAGUUGCGAACCCUGACAGUAAAGCAGAGAAGGAAGGGUACAUCACUCACAGCUGGCAGAGUGACUUGAAAUGUCUUGAAGGUGAUCAGGAAUAUGUGGAAGAUAGAGUAACCAAUAAACAAUAUGAAUUAGCAUCCUCAAAUAUAGAUUAUGUUAAUGUAGAGAAGGUCAAAAGCAAAUGUGACAGUAGGAAUGGUACAUCCAUAGAUAUUGAAUUUAAAUCAGCUCUAAAGGAAAAUGAUGUAAACAGUAAUUAUGAGGGGAAGUUUUGCAGUAACUUAAAGAAAGAUUCAAUAAUAAUGGCCAAAAGUAAAUUAAAAACUAAAGAAAUACUUGCAGUUGCUGAAGCUUUUAAGGGAGCUAAUCUGUUGGAUUGUAGAGGUUAUGAAACUAAAGCAAGACAGGAAGCCUUGGAAGAUGUAGUACCAGAAGGACAAUUAAAAAAUUGCUACUUAAAGCCUAAAAAGAAAGAAUUCAUUAAGGAUUCACAUUUAUUAUCUAGCAAAAAUAUUAGCCCUGAAGAGAAAAAAAACUGGUUAUCUGACAAUGUAAUGAAUUUAGCUGAAUCAAGGGUGUGUCCAGGAAGAAAGUCUAAAAUACUUGUGGGAGUUGGUGCUCAUGCUUUUAAGGGAGCUAAUCUGUGGCAAUGUAAAGGUUACGAAACUAAAGCAACAAAGGAAACCUUGGGAGAUGUAGAGCCAGAAAGGGAUUUAAAGCACAACCUAAAGCCUAAAAAGAGAGAGUUCACAAAGAAUAAGAAAAAUAAAAAUCAGUUAAUUAAAAAUGUUACGACAUUAUCAGAAUCGAGAGCAUGUCCGGAAAAUAAUGACCCUUCGGAAAGAUGCAAAAAACAAAGCCAAAAUAUUAGUGAUUUAAAUAGCAAGCUCAGCAUCAUCAAUAAAAUGUUCAGGAAAAAGCUUGAUGAUUUAGCUAAUGACAUAAGCAAUAAAAAUAUCAGCCAUGAAAAUAAUUUCAUGGGUUCUGAAACUAAAAGUACACCUCUAGAUUGUAUAGAAAAAAAUAAGAAAGUUGUGUACUUUAAGAGUACGUCAGAUAGAGGAGAGAGUCGUGCAGACAGCUGCUGGGAGAGUGGAAUGGCUCCUCAAGUUCAUAAAGUUGACCAGGUUAAUGUUGCAGCUAAAGACACUAUAAAGCAUGAAUCAGGUUCCCUAAAUACUAAUUACGUUACUAAGAAGAAGGUCAGAAGUAAAUGCGAUACUAGGAUUCAAAAUGAUGGAAAUAAAAAACAGUUCAUGAACAGUGAUUACGAAUCUUGUACGAAUGUACGUGGCAUGAACAGAACUCGUGUGGGGAAGUUUCGUAGUGGCAAGGGAAAAAAUAAACACGUGUCUAAAAACUAUUUAAGUAAUAAUGAAAUACUUUCAGGUGCUCAAGCUUUUAAGGGAGCCAAUCUGUGGCAAUUCAGGGGUUAUGAUAUUUAAAAAAAGAAAAGAAAAUUAUCCUUUUGGACUAGGGCUAGACAAGUUUCAAUAGUUAAAUUAUUUGUAGAAAGAGUUUGCAGAAUUCAUUUCCGGUCUCACAGUAUAAAUCAGAUAUACUGUACUGUAUUUGCAAUUAUUACAGUUCAAAUUAAAUAAAGUUGUCAUUAAUUUAUUACAAGGUAAAGAGAAAAUUACAGUAGGUUAAAAAUUUAUUUAGUGGUAAAUUAAAUAAUUU